AUGUCCGCCAUGCAGCUACUGAUUGUCGCCCUCGCAGCGUGUGUGUCGCUGGCGGCGGCAAAGUCGAAGGAGGAGUUCCCGCUUGUGUGGGUGUGCCUGGGCAUCACCGUGGUUGGCGUGAUUGUGGCGCUGUUCGUUGCGUAUAAGCGUCCCGACGAGCUGCACCUGCCCGGGUCUGUGGUGAUGACGGCGGUCGAGAGCGCGCCUGGCAACGGCAAGAACAGUGAGGAGUAUGUCUAA
Messenger RNA from Leishmania braziliensis MHOM/BR/75/M2904, 240 nucleotides. RefSeq lists its product as hypothetical. The coding region runs from base 1 to 240 and encodes 79 amino acids. The record is from RefSeq and is a predicted model, not a curated record. NCBI's taxonomy places the organism in Eukaryota, Euglenozoa, Kinetoplastea, Trypanosomatida, Trypanosomatidae. The transcript has a single exon.